ACGCCACCGGGGUAAAGGUGGACUGCUUUGUGCCGCACUGACUGUAAUUUGACUGCCGCCCACAGAGUGCCAGCCAGUCAGUCGACUUUUUCCUGUCUGUGAGCGAAGUGCGCCUGGGAACUUUAUUAUUUAUUAUUAUUAUUAUUAUUUUGCAUCCAAUAUGUCCUUCAGUCGGAAAAACUGGUCGGCUUUGUCCAGCCUGGCACGCCAGUGGACGAUGGAGGACGAGGAGGAGGUGGAGAGGGAGAGGAGGAGGAGGGUGAAGAGCUCUACCAGCGCCGACCCAGAUGAGCCUAGAGACACGCCCACCAGUGACAGUGCCUUUGGGACAGAUUCCACGACUGAGACGUCCCAGGGCCCCAGCAGCAUUGAGCAAAUCCAGCUCGACUUUGUGGAGAUGCUGCGAGUCCGCGAUGAAAAGCGGAGGAUGAGACACGUGGAGACACUGAGACGACAGAAGGAGGAAGAGGAGGAUGGAGCGGAAGCUAACAGAAGAGGAGGAGGAGGAGAGGCCAGGGUGGAAUUACUGGGAGACUUGGAUGAGGAGCAGGGCAGUGUGUUUACCUCUGUGAAAACUACAUCCAAACCACAACCACCUAAAAAAACAACAUCUUACAGCCCCAGCAGUCCCACCAGCAGCAGCACCAGCAGCAGCAGCAAUACCAGCACUAACAUCACAAAAAGACAACAUGAAAACGGUGAGUCGUCAAGCAAAGGCCCUGAUCCCAAGCCACCGUCCAACCCGGCGCGCACGUUUGUCAGUUCUGUAUCCAUCUCUCUUGACAAGAGUCCCACCGUCAGCGGGCGCACGACUCCCAUGAGCCCUCGCUCUCCAACUGCCCCCUUGUCACCUCGAGAAUACUGGCCCUCACCCUGUCAGAGUCCCUCUCCCAGGGGAGCUCAAAGCCCUGUUCAGAACGGACACACACAGGAGACCCGCGAGAAUGUCUCUUCCUCCAAUGGGAACUUUGAACAGACGACCAAACCUGCCUUCAUCAGACAGAGUUCCAGGACUAUAUCUUUCAGGAUGAUGAAGAAGAAAGAAGAAGAGAGUGCACCGCUCCAGCGGAGUGCAAGUAUGAGGAUGGCCACCAAGAAGUUUGAACCCAACACAGACCAACAUGGAGAUGAAGACAAACCAUCGUCUUUCCAGAGAAACUCCAGGCAGAGGAUUUCAUCCAGGUCCAUCCAGGAGAAGAUGGAGAGACUGGCUCAGGCUGCACAGAAGUCAGACAUAAUGCGAUCUCCAGAUGUGACCCAGAGGACCCUGUUCCUGCUGGAUGAGGUGUCCAGGAAGAGAGGUCUCUUUGAGAAGGAGAAGCAGGAAGUUGCUCCCUCCAGCCCUGGAAUUUCCAGACAGGAAUUCAGGCACUUCACAUCAGGAAUGUCGGACCGGAUCAACCGCUGGCUCAACAAGACAAACCAAACUGGGGCCUCACACAGUCCUGACUUGAGACAUGUGGACAUCGGCAGUAAGAGGUGCCUGUUUGAGAGCACAGGGGAGGACAGUGUCUCAAAAGCCAGCUCUGGAAAAAUCUAGUGAAGGAUUUAUAAUGUCCAACAGGAUUAAGAAGAUGGCAAGAGACAAAGAGAACUGGGAGAUUAAUGAAUUCCACCACUGACUGAUUGCUUUUUCAAGCUUUAUAUGUUGUUUUUUCUUAACUGCCAAAGCAAACAGAGGGAAAACAGACAGGAGAAUUAGAGAAAAAAGUGAGCUGAGUUGUAGCUUUAGGAGACUGAGAAAGAUGAAUUUGCUUUUAAAGUUAGGAGGCUUCUAUCAUACAUUUUCACAAUACUUCUUGAAGUAUAAAUUUGUCUUUUUUCAAACAUUAAAACAUAAGAGAAAGAUGUUCAGCAAAGGAUAAGGAAAGUGACAGAAAAGAGGAAGGGCAGUGACAAAUUAGUUUUAAAACACUUCAGCUGUUUGCCUUAACCUUGUGUAAUCUUUCAAGCACUUUAAAUGGGUGAAGGUCUUAAAGCAAAUGAUACCCAUGUUUAUUGAAUUACAGUAGCGGGAAGUCUGGAGUUUUAAUUGUAUGUUUUCAUCUAAUCUGCCAAAAUGUAAGUUUUGUUCUGUGUGUCCUUGUGGGCAAGAUGCUGCCUGUCUGAGGAAUAAAAUGUUUUACUACAUAUGUCUGCCAUAAAUUUAUUUUAAUUGCUCAA
Molecule: messenger RNA, 2163 nt
Organism: Lates calcarifer (barramundi perch)
Lineage: Eukaryota; Metazoa; Chordata; Actinopteri; Centropomidae
Gene: lad1
Product: ladinin
Exons: 14
Coding region: 161-1540 (459 amino acids)
Molecular function (GO): structural molecule activity
Source: RefSeq, a predicted model, not a curated record